Dacryopinax primogenitus is the source of this 1681-nucleotide messenger RNA. RefSeq lists its product as uncharacterized. Gene Ontology annotation, molecular function: cyclin-dependent protein serine/threonine kinase regulator activity; protein kinase binding. Lineage: Eukaryota; Fungi; Basidiomycota; Dacrymycetes; Dacrymycetales; Dacrymycetaceae. The transcript has 3 exons. The record is from RefSeq and is a predicted model, not a curated record. Gene Ontology annotation, cellular component: cyclin-dependent protein kinase holoenzyme complex; nucleus. The coding region runs from base 82 to 1215 and encodes 377 amino acids. Gene Ontology annotation, biological process: regulation of cyclin-dependent protein serine/threonine kinase activity.
AUUACCCUUCCCCUUACUUACCCAUCCUUCCCCUUUCGUCUUUGCACUUACUCGCCCUCCUCACCCGUCUCCUGCUCCACAAUGACUCGCUCGACUCCCUACCACGCAUCCCUCGUCGACCGCUCAGAGCACUCACCGGAGCUCCUCAAGCUCCUGUACCACACGGAGGUCAGCCGCCAGAUGAUUGUUUGGCUCGCUGAGAAGACUAAGGCGCUUAUCCCCUGCUCAAACGAGGCAAGCCUCCUCCCAACGCCUCCUCAUACCCCGCCCAAGACCACCGCUCCGGUAUUCACACGCCAACUCCCUUCCCUCGAGCGUUUUAUUCGGUCUCUAGUCGAGCGCUCUCGCGUUCACACCGCUACCCUCCUCAGCACAUGUAUCUACCUGGACCGUAUUGCGGCACGUAUUCCUAAGGGCGGAGAGGGUCUGCCCGACACUUGCCAUCGUAUCUUUCUGGCUACCCUUAUCACUGCCUCGAAAGCGUUGAACGACUCAUCGCCUAAGAAUAGUCAUUGGGUCGAAUACGCCCGGUUCUUCACUGCGGCCGAUGUCAUCAUGAUGGAGAAGCAGCUGCUCGCGCUCCUCGACUACAACCUCCUCUUCACUGAGGCGGAGCUAAUGGAGCAGCUCAAGCCCUUCCUGCCCUCAUCUGCGCACCCCACGCCUGUGAAGCCAGUUACUCCCGCUCGUGCCGUCUCAUCGCGCGAUCUGUACCUGGACGCUACACCUCCCGCGCUCGAGCGGAGUGGCUCAGACUCCUCUCUCUCAAGCGUUGGCACACCCUCAUCGACCGGCCCCCGUACCCCUCUCGACGGUUACACUCCCUCAUCCUGCAUUUCCUCUCCCUCCUCGAAUCGGAUGUUAACAAAGGAGAAGCUCAGUCGCUUCUACCUCUCGCCUUCGCCUGUCAAGUCCGAAGCUCGUCGCCAACCAUCCAUUCUGAGGGCCCCCCCUGCUGCCCUUCGCAAGCUGUCGUCUGUGACGAACCUUGCUUACUCUCCGUACCCGAAGCCUUAUGAAACAUCAUCAAAGUGUUCUCCACGUUCUCGAUCAGUACUCUCAGCGAGUAGCGUGCCCACGCUCGUUCGCGCUGAGACGUUUCUUGAUCGCCUGAUCUGCAAGCGGACAAAGAAGCAGCGUACAAGUGAUUCCCUCCUGAUGGAUGUGGAACACGACGACGUAUUCAUGCCCAAUUCAGCCGUGGUCGUUCUCUAAGACAGGAAGCCCUCUCGACACCCAUCUACUGUAUCAAUUUGGCAAGCCCUGUCUACAUAUGCGUCCAUUACUCUAUCCGUCUCUUUUAAAAGCUUACUAUAUGGCAACCUAAAACCUCGACUGGCGAUUUUGUUCUCUUCUCUCUUUUCGUCUUGGUUCACACUAUUGUUUCUUGCGCGCCAGCGCGCCGCCGCUCUUUACCUCAAUUCGUUCUUUAGCAUCUAUCUUCAGAGAACCUAGUGUUCUCGCUGUCUGUCUCUGGUUGUUCUCUUUCGUUAUGGUUUGGGCUAGCCUAGUGCUGCUCGUUGUAUUCCCUCUGCUCCUUACAUUACCAUUUGCACUGCAUCAUUGUUACCGAAAUCGUAUAGUCAAAGCGUCAAUCGUACUGUGUCCUUAGUAGUAUAUGUGUCAGUAGUUGGGUUCCAUGCAUGAUCCGAUUGAGCCUAAUACCGACCACUGCCAAUUA